This is a messenger RNA of Linderina pennispora, 916 nucleotides long. RefSeq lists its product as uncharacterized. The record is from RefSeq and is a predicted model, not a curated record. Gene Ontology annotation, cellular component: multivesicular body; ESCRT III complex. The coding region runs from base 30 to 581 and encodes 183 amino acids. Gene Ontology annotation, biological process: endosome transport via multivesicular body sorting pathway; protein transport; late endosome to vacuole transport. Lineage: Eukaryota; Fungi; Kickxellomycota; Kickxellomycetes; Kickxellales; Kickxellaceae. The transcript is spliced from 2 exons.
AGCGAGAGUUGGACCGCGAGCGCACGAAAAUGGAGCAGCAAGAAAAGAAGCUCAUUGCCGACAUUAAGAAGGCGGCCAAGGCAGGACAAAUGAACGCCUGCAAGGUCAUGGCAAAGGACCUAGUGCGCACGCGGCGGUACGUGCAAAAAUUCUACAAGAUGCGCACAUCGCUGCAGGGCGUGGCAUUGCGGAUACAGACAAUGAGCUCGAACCAGCAGAUGUCGACAGCGAUGCGCGGCGCGACCAAGGCUAUGAAGUCGAUGAACACAUCGAUGAACCUGCCUGGCAUGCAGAAGGUGCUGAUGGAGUUUGAGAAGGAGUCAGAGAUGAUGGACAUGAAGGAGGAUUUGAUGAACGACGCCAUUGAUGAUGCCAUGGAAGACGAUAUCGAGGACGAUGAGGAGGAAUCGGACCAGAUCGUCCAGCAGGUGCUCGAUGAGAUUGGUCUGCAGCUCAACGACUCGCUGGGUGCUGCCCCACAGACUGUUACCGAGCAGUCAGCAGUUGCUGAAGGCGCAGCUGAUGCGAUGGAUGAUGAUGCUGCGCUGCAAGCCCGGCUUGACAGCCUGCGCAAAGAGUAACGCUGUUUUCAUACCCCUCUCCUUUUCAAUUAUUUCUUACGUGGCCGCCUCUGCUCCUCAUAUGCAACAGCCAUGGGGGAUUUCGCUGUCACCACCCCUGCGAGAUACUAAUACCAUACUCAUAUAAACUUAAGUGCCAUGAUACAUGGGGAUGAGGUGCUUUCAUCCAUAUACUUGCAUAUACUACGAGACAUGAGGUUGUAUGAUUUGCAAUACCAAUACACCGUAUACUCUCUGCUACCGGAUGCUAGCGGCGUGCAGAAACUGCUCAUACCUCACUCACUGCUGGCUCGACAUGAGCAAGAGCCGGCCCAUCUUACAAACCGGCAGUUGCC